This is a messenger RNA of Cetraspora pellucida, 210 nucleotides long. Lineage: Eukaryota; Fungi; Glomeromycota; Glomeromycetes; Diversisporales; Gigasporaceae. The record is from the annotation of a GenBank genome assembly.
AUGACUGAAUUUAAUCUUAAAAAUAAGAUUGUAUAUGCUGUUACAGAUAAUGAAAGAUUAGAGAAGGCUCAAAUAAAAGUAGUAGAAAGAGAUAAUUUACUUUCAUCUAGUUCAAUCAAUACUAAAGACAGUCUUGAGGAAAAUGAUGAAGAAAAAAAGGCUGGUGAAGUUAAUAAUAGAUAUAAUGCUAAUUCAGAACAACAAUUAAAU